Molecule: messenger RNA, 718 nt
Organism: Acanthochromis polyacanthus (spiny chromis)
Lineage: Eukaryota; Metazoa; Chordata; Actinopteri; Pomacentridae
Product: cytochrome c oxidase subunit 5B, mitochondrial-like
Exons: 4
Coding region: 60-443 (127 amino acids)
Biological process (GO): mitochondrial electron transport, cytochrome c to oxygen
Cellular component (GO): mitochondrial envelope
Source: RefSeq, a predicted model, not a curated record
GACGACAACGACACGUCAUCACCGAGCGACGAGCGUGUGUUGACAGCGAAGAAGGAGAAAUGGCUGCAAGGUUACUGCUGCGUUCAGCUUUUAGAGCCGGUACGGUCUGUCGGGCUGCCCGGCAGGCUCCUGCCGCGACCCGCUGCAUGUCGACCGGAGGGAUUCCCACCGAUGAGGAGCAGGCCACAGGACUGGAGAAGGUCAUCCUGAAGGCCAUGAGGGACGGAACGGAUCCCUACAGCAUGAUGAAGCCAAAGGGCUACGCUGGUUCUAAGACGGACCCUCACCUGGUUCCCUCCAUCACCAACAAGAGGAUCGUUGGCUGCGUCUGUGAAGAAGACAACACGGCCGUGGUUUGGUUCUGGCUUCAUGAGGGUGAAGCUCAGCGCUGCCCGUCCUGUGGAGCCCACUACCAGCUGGUUCCUCACGAGCUGCCCCACUAACUACCUCCCUAACCUCUGGAACAGGAAGCUGGCUGAUCUGCUGCUGUGCUUGUUCUUGCUCCUGUUCUGUCUCAGUACUUGAUCCACCUGCUAAAUCCUCAACAGUCUUUCUUUAUGUUACAUUCACAGACGGGUCAGAUGUGGUUUUGGGACACAACCGUUUCUCUCUAAACAUUUCCACUCACAGUCAGUUUACAUUCACUAACGUACUGUACGACGUUACACUCGGUCCACUUUGCUCCUCUUUCUGAACCAAUAAAACUUCCUCAACUCUU